This is a messenger RNA of Pogonomyrmex barbatus (red harvester ant), 7958 nucleotides long. RefSeq names its product zinc finger FYVE-type containing 26 spastizin (gene Sptz). Lineage: Eukaryota; Metazoa; Arthropoda; Insecta; Hymenoptera; Formicidae. Gene Ontology annotation, molecular function: metal ion binding; phosphatidylinositol-3-phosphate binding. Gene Ontology annotation, biological process: mitotic cytokinesis; regulation of cytokinesis; double-strand break repair via homologous recombination. The record is from RefSeq and is a predicted model, not a curated record. Gene Ontology annotation, cellular component: lysosomal membrane; centrosome; midbody.
AUAUUCUGAAAGGAACAAUGUCGAAACAAACAAGAAUGGAAUUGAACAAAUGUAUUUCAUCUCGAUUAUGGUACACGUCUCUAAAUAUCUUUCACAUAAACAAUGAUAGCAACUUCUUGAAGGAAUUCCAUCACAAUUGCUGUGUCGACUUGCCAGAAUUGGAAGCUAUAAUUGAAAGUUUAACACAUUCUCCAAGUGAAGAGCAAUAUCAAUGGAUCGCCUAUAUAUUGCUAUCAAAACUCAUAGACAGCAAAUCAUCCAAUAUUCAUUCCGAAAUUCAGUGCAAUAUUCAAACGCAACUCAAUUGUAUACAAAUAAAAAAUGCAAUAGAGUUAUGUGGUAAUGUACCAGACUAUUUAUAUAAGGGAUUAUUUUUUCUUCGAGACAUAAGCAAUGCAGAACAUAGCGUAAAAUAUACUUCGACUACUACAUUUAAACAGAUUCUUACAUUCCUAAAAGAAAAUAUAUAUAUUAAUACAGAAAUUGUUUGUUGGAUUAUAAAUAAAUUAAUAUCUAUAGUGCCAAAUGCAUAUGAUAUUGUUAAUGACUUGCAAAAUGUUUGUUUUGAUGCAUUGAAAUCAUGUCUAGAACACACACCAGUCAGAAGGACUUGGUAUUUAAAUCAUGAAGCAAUUAAUUCCUUCGAAGCUGAUUCAACUAUUCAUAACAAUUCUUUACAAGUUGUUCUAUGUCUUUUGUCAAAAAUGGAUAUAGGCGCAGAUGCAGAAAUGGAAUUUUUAAAAACGAUAUGUCCUACACUGUCAAAAUCAUAUCAUAUUAAAGAUAUUGAAUUUGCAUUGUAUUCAAGAAAAGAUAACAAACUGUUAAGCAAGUGGCUUUCAUUUUGGAAUAAAAUGCAUGCGUGUUCUGAAAGCGUGACUAAUUUACUCACCGCAUAUAAAAUCAGUGAGAGCAUAUUUAAGUUAACAAAAAAUUCUCGAAUUAUAUUAUGUAAACAACAACUACUUAAAAGAAUAAGUACAAGGAAAUUGCAUUGGUUAAAUGAUAUUUUGGAUAUAUGUUAUACAUUGACUAUAGAAAAAAAAUACAGCGAAGUUGAAUUGUUGUUAUCAUGUGACUUAUUAAAGAGAUUAUAUCCUGUGUUAUUGUUCAAAAUAUUAAAUGAUUGUCCACAUGAGGAAAUUAAUUUUCUUGAAAAUUGUGAUAGUAGCAUUUUUAUCUGCGAAUCCAUCAAUUUCUUUCUAGAAAAAUGUUGCUUUAAUCUAUACAACGAUUGUGAUUUAAACAAAUUAUAUACACUCUUAAAAAGCCAUAUCAGAAUUAUAGAAUAUAUUUUACAAUGGAAAAAAAAUCACUUUAUAAAAACGAAAUUAGAUACUGAAAAAUUAAAAAAUUCACAAAUCGACUCGAUUGAACAAAUAAUAUCUGUGAAACAGAUUCUGUCUCUUUUACAAAAACACAAUGUACUUUCCAUCUUGAAACUCACAAUAAAUAUACAUGAUCAAGAUCACAGUACCAUCCAAAAUUUACUGAAAGAGACUUCUGUGAGUGAAUCUGGGAUCUUUCAAGCAUAUUGCUGCAUAAUAAAUGCUUUAAAAGCUAUUCUUUUAUGUGAAUUUUAUAACACAGAGUAUGAACAGAUUAUUAAAUAUUUCACAGAAAUGGUAUCACAUUUAUCCUCUCUGUUACCUUUAUCGUUAAGGAUAGAAACGAUGGAAAAUAUAUUUUCCUUGUUGUUUUUGCGCUAUGAAGAUUUCAAUAUUACAAACGCUAGUUCCAAAGAUGAUGAUUACAAUAUUCGUAAAUUGAUAGAAUAUGAAAAGUCAGGCUUUAUAGCUGAUAAAUAUGCUGUAAGAGACACACUAUAUUAUUUAUGGAAGAGUACUGUGAUUACAACAGAAGAAAUCAAUAAAUUGCGAGUACUCGGGUUGCACGAAGAAAUGCAAAAACUUCAUGAAGAUAUAUCUACCUUUACAUCAACUCUAAUAGACACUCGAUGGAGAUUAAAAUUUUAUAUGGGACCUUAUUUUAUUGAAGACGUUGGUGUUCCAGGAGAUGAAUCUGAUAAUUCCACCGUUAUAAAUAAAUCAGAAUUUGUAAUCUCUCCAAAAUUAAGUUUUCCACAUCACAUCAAAGAAGAUAUACUUUUUUAUAAAAGGGAUAGCGCCUCGGAUGAAACUAAAGUUAAAUCUGACAGUAGCUCGGAAUCCAGCUUAUUGGGUAGCAAUAAACGCAGAAAACGUUUAAAGAGUGCUACAGCAAUGGCAGAUUGUUUAACAACGAAAGAUAAAUUAUCCUUGAUAAAUUUAAUGCUGGCUUCGAAAGAAAACCUAAUUUUGCAUUGUUUAUGGAAAGGCGAUUUUCAGAAAGCGCAAGAAGUAAUUAAGAUGUUCUCUAUGGAAAAUACACGAUUAGAUGGCGAGAUUCGAUUUUCAGAAGCGCUUCGCUUAUUUAAACGGGAUUUAUUUAAACACCUUUAUACCUUAGACACGACAGAUUAUUUUAAAGAAAGCUCAGCGACUUCUACAUUAGAGAAUAUAAAACUCGCUGCGCAGGAAGGUGUACAAUCUUCUAGGCACAUCAAUCAACUUGAAACAUUUCUGGCAUCUCAACAAGUACAUUUACGAAUGUUAGAUACGGAUAUUCUGCCUAGCAACGAACUGUUAACUCUUAGCGUGCUAGAUCUAAGUCUGACUAUAAGUCAAACGCAUCAAAUCUCGAAUAAUCUAUGCAACGUAGCCAUGAAAUAUCUGAAACUCUGCAAGACGUUUGACGGCACGGGACAUGCGAGUUUCUUCUCGAAGAUCUAUCAAUUGUUUUACGAAAAUAAGAAUGCAUCGGUGACAACUAUACUGUGUGAUGCCAAAAUUCCAUUAUACAUAAAGGAAUGGAGAGAGAACAUUGCCGUUUGGAGCGAAUUUGAGAAUAAUUAUCGCGUGUUUUACGAUCUUGAGAGAACGGAGACCGAAACGCGUUCUUGUAAUGAUAAUUAUGUUUUAGGAUUGGAAAUGAUAGAAAAAAUGUCUAAUAUUUUUAAUAACGAGAAAUAUCUUUAUAAUAUCUAUUCUCAUCUACAGCUUGUAUCCACUAUUAUUCCAGAUGACAGUAAUGUACAGACAGUGUCUGAUUUAUUAAAGACACCGUUGCAUCAUUAUUUUGGAUAUCAGAUAUUCGAUUUGAUGGUAGAACCAGAUAAGCUCGAAAGGAUUGCUUCUAGUUUGCAAGUGAAUUUAAUAUACAGCAUCCUUGUAAAUGCAUGUCCUAGUAUUUCUUGUUAUACCGAAAGAAACUGCAAUAGUAUUAAGGGUUCUGAAUGCGUUAUACUGAAUCAAAAUCGAGAAGAAUCGAACGUAAAAAAUGUUACAAUUAAAGGACCGAAUCAAUGCGUCUCAGAAAUAUUGACAGAGCUCCUGCAAGUUCUGUACAAUAUAAGUUCGGGACGAUCUCAUUUAGAUAACUUAUAUUUAAGAAGCAUUUCUGAUCAUAUAGACGUACGGACGGUGCUAAGUAAAACAGCGAGUCUUGCUAGUCUCGAUCUCAGUGAAUUAUCUGUAGGAGAUGAAACAUUGACAUUUUUCUUGAACGUUUGGAACAUCAUGUUCCUUCAUGCGAGUUUGGAUGUGUGGUCCAAGGAUCUGCCCAUCAAAAAUUUAAGGCACACCAUUUCCUUAAUGUCGAUUGGUUACAUGAUUGGUGAUCUAGGCCUAGUGACACUUGCCGCUCUCCGAUCAAAAUUACUGGGUAGCCUCGCAAAUGACUUUAAAUUCUUCACACGAGUGGAGGAGCUCAACGAAUUGGCAUGGCAGGAUUUAGAUCUCGUGCAAAAUCCCAAAAUUAUCUUCGCGAUGGCUAAUGAAUUUUACGGCACGCCUGAAAUUCGUGUGUACGAGACGCAGACAUUGAAUGAUGCAUUGAACGAUGCGGCUCGCAAUUAUAUUACAUAUUACUCAUUGGCAUCGUCCGAUAACGAAUUCAUAGAUGAAUCAAGACGAAAAAUCAGUUUACCCGAUAUCGUGCGGCAAUAUCAAAACAUAGUUUCACGAAAUACUGAUAUCAGGACGACGAACGCUAAUGAGAAUUUGCUCCCAAUAGAAGGUUUCGAAAACUUAAACGACAGUACAGAUAUAAAAUAUAUUGCGUCCAAUUAUACAUAUGAGGUGAUAUUAAAAUAUUCUAAGCAUAAUUUGUCUAGCGUCACAACCACAGAUACUACGGAAACAUCUCUCUGGCAAACUCAGAUACUAAGGCCUAGUUUAUUGCAAUAUCUCGAAGGACAUUGUUGGCUCCUCUCUUAUCUUAUACAGAGAAUGCAUAACGAAAAUCCGACUAUUUUGGAAAAUAGUUACGAUAAUAUAAAACGUACCGCAUGUCUUGAGAAUCUCUUAAAUUCCCCGUGGGUCUACAAACUGAAGUCGUUGUUUAAUAAUAAUCAAACUCUUGCCGCUAUUUACGAUAACGUACCUAUGCACGAAUUAUGGUGUUAUUUCGAACUUGGCGAAGAUCGUAAUUGGCAGAAUUCUUUGGAGAUAUUAAACGCACUGUCUGACAAUGUCAUGAAAUAUAAUACAGAGUUGCAGCGUUUUAAGGAUUUGCUUUUAAGUCACGCGCUCUCCAAUCUGGGUGUUCUUUCUAUUACAAAAAUGCUGCAGUAUUUAUAUCAAAUCAAAGAUAUAUACAUAUUGGCGCAAACGAUAUUACACAACGUCAACAAAUGGCCUAUGAUUCUAUGCGAGCACGCAUUGAUUCACGCGUUGCAACACGAGUAUAGUUACAAAUUGCCGGCGCAUUGCAAGCACCGGAUGAACGGCAUCUUGUGUAGAAUAACGAUCUUUCAUAAAAUGAUCCCAUACUGCAUGAGUAGAUCGAACAGUACGUGGUAUGACAUCGUAUAUUGCACAGAGAGGAUCGAUCCGUUUGAAAUUAUGAAGUCUUUGAUUGACGCGGAUCAAUUCGAGUUGUGUUUAGAAUGGUUGGGAUGUCAAGCGUUUUCUCUGGAAAUGCAAACUCCCGUGAUGCAAGACUUUCUAAUAGGCCUUUUGAAAAAUGAACAACAAAAUUUCAAACAAGCUCUAAAGUUUCUUCAAGCGUUAUCGUCAAGUCAGUCAAUGAAGAUAUGUAAGGGAGUUCUGAAAAAAUUAGAAUCUGCCAACGCGCUGCAGUUUGUCGCCAACUAUUUAUUAGAUCACUGCAAGGCAGUGGAACAACCCAAGUAUCGGAAAACUUUAGUGGGACUAGAAAUUUUGAAAAUGUUGGAAAAUAAAGAUAGAGCUUUAUACAUUCAUUUGAUAAAAGAACCAUUAUUGAUACUGGAACAAUUAUUAAUGAAUUGUAAAUUUGAAAAUAUUCAAAAGAUUUUAGAUACCUUACACGACGAUUUACAACAUCCCGAUAUAGACAUUAGCAAGUUUGACAGAGUUAUAAGAUUUUACGCUAAAAAGUCGUUAGACUUCCGUGUAUCGUUCCAACGUGAUGGUGUCGAGAAUAGAAUUAAAAAUAUUCCGCAAUCUAAUCCUGAGAUAGAAAAUAAUGAAUUUGUUAUGCCUGUUAAUGUACCUACUAAAGAAGAAUGGAUUCCUAACGAUAGGGCAAGAGAAUGCGGUUGUUGCAAAGUCGUAAUAUUUUCGAUGUUCAAUAGACGACAUCACUGUCGGCGAUGCGGCCGUGUUGUUUGCGCCACAUGUUCUCAGCAUCGCAUGCAGGUUGCCGGUUAUCCCAAUUCCGUGCUAGUACGUGUAUGCGAUGAUUGUAAACGUCAAACAGUAUUGCAAAUGCGUGCGGCGCAAAAUGCUCCGUCAACAACCAGCAGUGAGGUUUUUGAUUAUUGGCGAUUGACAAGAGACGAAAAGCACAAUCGCACUAUAAGAGAAGAGUUUUCGUUCGAAUAUGCGCCUAAUAUUUCGCUCUGUCUCGCCAUUCUUAAUUUGCACUUGGAUCCUAAGAUGUAUACAAGCUUUUUAUUGGACCGUUGCGAUGAAAUGAAGCAAUUGCUUCAACCUGUUAGCGGAGGUAAGAUAAACCCCGAAGUUGAUCACGCGGUAAUCAUCAAGAUGAUACGUUCUUUGUUAAUCGCGGCUAAGAUGAAGUGUGCGAAAUUUGGAUUCAACACUGGCCUCGCACACUGCGAUCGAUUCUUAUCGCAAGUGGAUCUGAUUGCGAUUCUAAUUCAGUCCGAUUGCGUGACUCUCAUACCGACAGACGAUCUCGACGAGCACACGUUGAGGAAGCUGCGUGAUCUCCUCACUGAAAAGGAGCAAUGGACAUUGGCAUUGGAUGUCAGUACGAAGGCAGGAUUGGACACACAGGGCGUAUGGGCUGCAUGGGGAAAAGCUUGUUUAAAAGUGGGAUAUUUGAAACAGGCAAGAGAAAAGUUUCACCAUUGCCUCGAUAAAAUUGUCGAUCACGAAGACCUUGACGAUUGGGUUGUAUUAUCUUAUCCUAAAGAAUCAGUCGAGAGUCCCAAGAGAGAAUUAACGGAAACAAUGACGUCCGCACUGAAAAAAAAUAAAAUAUCUGAUCAAGAGAAGAGAACCUGCAGAAUCGGUCACUCGAAGAGAACUGAAUAUUCCAAGUACCGGCCAUUGAAAGAUCCGCCGUUACUCACAGAAAUCCUGCAAAUAUUAGAUAAUUUGAGCAUACAUCGAUCUCGAACGCAGCAUCCGUCACAAUUAAAAUCUGACACAGCGCAAGAAAUCUUACAGACACUCAACAGUCUAAAGGCCAUCAGCCAAAAUCAGUUUAUUGUUAAAUAUCUGAUACCCGCUAAUCAAACAGUUUAUUAUCAAGAAAGUAUAUAUUAUCUAUUGGCAUAUGGAAGUUAUUCCUCUAUUUUACAGUUCUUUCUGAAACAUCAAGAGUUUGAUAAAUGUCUAGUAUAUAUCUUAGAAAACGAUGUAGAGUGCGAUUUGUUUCUUAACGGAGUUUACCUCUAUUGUUUAAAGAACGGUUACACCGAGAAACUUCACGAUGCGAUGAGAACGAAAGAUCCCACUUUAGUUAUUUGGAGAAAGUAUUUGAUAUAUGUUUGCCACUUUAUGGAAAGGAAGCAAUACUGGUACAUUUUAUAUCAGAUACAGCUCUUCAUGAAAGAUUGUAUAAGAGCGUCGAUGACGUGUAUCCGUUUUUAUAUUAACGAGACGAACACUUAUUCAGAUUUGCAUAACAAAGCACAUUUAUUACGAGAUGCACAAAAACAUCUAGAAUCGGAACUGCAAAUGGAAAAUUUGACUAAAAGAAGAAAAAGCAUAAAUUCCGGUCAUAGCAGCCAAAGUACCUUGGCAAUGGAGAUGGAACCUUCAGAAAUAGACAGACAUAUUAACACUAUAUGUAGACAGAUAGAAAUUGUCAAAUUUUUAGCAAAUUGUGAAAAAGAAGAAAGAGUCUCGACUGAUUUUUUAAACCUUUUCCCAGAUAUUGAUAGCGAUAACUCUCAGACGUUUCAGUUGCCUACGUUAUUUGGUAAUCAACAACAGAAGAUACAUUUAGCUGUUCUAGCUAUAUUGUGUGGUCGUGAUAUUGGGGAAGGAUUCGGCAUAGCUUUCAGGAUAAUGCAAGAUUAUAAUCUUCCUCAACAGAAAGUAUAUUCUUUAGCUGGUCAUGUAUUGGCUUUGAAAAAUAACACAGCCGCAAUUGAGCAAUUGAUCAAAUGUUGUCGCAGCUCUGGAGCACCCAAUGCACAUGUCAUCUCUGAUCAUGUUUUGACACAUUGUGUGAAAUUAUUAUUGACUCAUUCGUAUAGCGAACAGAAUCCGACACUCAAAAAUCAUAUAGAUAUUUUAAUCAGAUUGAUAAUCGAUACAGAACUUAGAAUAAAUGCAUACAUUGAAAGCAAACAAUUGAAGGCUGCAUAUCUGCUUGCAGUUAAGCAUUCUAGAGCACAAGAUAUAAGGAGAAUUUUAAAAGAAUCGGAUAGACUUGGUCAAAAUGCAAUUAAAGCGAUAUGCUUAAAGUGGUUGCAACAAGAACCAAAAGGAUAAGCAUUCAGAUGGUGAUUUGAAAAA